Messenger RNA from Maudiozyma saulgeensis, 1986 nucleotides. NCBI's taxonomy places the organism in Eukaryota, Fungi, Ascomycota, Saccharomycetes, Saccharomycetales, Saccharomycetaceae. The record is from the annotation of a GenBank genome assembly.
AUGAGUAAUAACGGGGAGCUAGUUUAUUUAAGUUCUGAUGGAGAAGACUCGGAUUCUAUGCUUCUGGAUGCUUCCAAGCCCGUGUCAAGGGAACAAACUUGUAUCACCGAUGACUACGAAGGUGACAGUUCUGAGUUAGAACAUAAUGACUCCAAUAAUUCUAAAGUUUUCAAUCCCAUUUCUGGGAUCAAUGUAUUUAGGAUCAAUGAAAGAGAGUUGGAGUUUACGUUAAUUGGACUUAAGGAAAAACAAGGUAUCCAUAUUUCAGGUGUCUUUGAUAUUCAAAUCAUUAAAGGUGGGGUUGUCUAUAAUGGAGUACAUUACAAUGCUUCUAAGGAUAAAAUAUCAUUUUCACAUCCACUCACAGAUGCAAUUCCGGAAAUUAAAUCUUCUUUUCACGCAGGAUGGGAUGAUCCAUUAUAUUUAACAGUUAAACAAAAGAAACUCAUAGAUAUUCAGGUAUUAGAAAAUUUUGUUUGUGUACUAAAAAUAAGCUCCGUGAAUGUAGAUAGCUUAUUAGAUAUUUCAAGACUAUAUCCCGAUGCAUCAAGUCUAUGGAAACCAAAAAUUAACUCAUCAUUUAACUCAUCCUCGAGUAGUGAUACUUUCUGUAUACUAGAUAGAAUAUAUGAAGAUGAAUUUAUUUCUCAAAAUAAUCCAAUUGGUUGGCAAGAAGUAAUUGAUAAUUUAUUUGUAGCAUUCAAGAAUCAAGAAUAUGAUAUGCGAGUGAUGGUAAUUGGUGGUAAAAACUCUGGUAAAUCUACGAUAUUGAGGACAUUGUUGGAGACGUUUAUGAAUAAAACACUUCUCAAUGAAGAUGGUACGACAUUCAAGUCACAGGAAGAUAUAUUGUAUAUGGAUCUAGAUCCAGGGCAACCUGAAUAUUCUGAUCCAGAAUGUAUAUCUUUAACGCAAAUAAAUCCAACUCCCGUGUCCCGUCUAGGUCAACGUCUAGGUCAACACUGUCAUCAAAAGCUGCAACAGUUUUAUUACGGUUCCCCCUCUCCUCAGGAUGAACCAUCAUUGUAUAUGGAACAGAUUAGUGAGAUAAUGAAAUAUUUUGAGGAGCGUGAAUGUAUGGGUACCACUUUAUUAAAUCUGCCAGGGUGGAUUAAGGGGUUUGGUAUGACCAUCGUAAAUAAUGUGGUACGUCUUUUCAAACCUACUCAUGUGAUUUGUAUUGAUUCGUCGAGGUUAGAUGCGGAAUUAGAAAUACAAAAUGAAUUCACUAAUGCUUUCCAAGUGAAAUAUGAACCAAAAAUAUAUAACGUUGAUAGCAUAUUUUCGCAUAGCACCUCACCACAAAAUUCACAGCCAAAAUUUCAUGCACCACAGAUUAGGACAAUAAAGAUGCUUUUGUCACUCCAUAGACUGCAAAGCUCGAAUCCUAUGGACACGCAGUACGAUUUUACCCCGUUAUUGGCUCGUAAACCUUUACAAAUAUCAUAUGGUGAUUCAGCAGGAAUUAGAGGGAUACAAUUCUAUGAGGAAUACUCAGAUCUCAAAGGGGAUGAUAUCAAAGGUGCCUUAGAAGGAACCAUUGUUAGUUUGGGUUUGAGAAGAACAUGGAAUGAUGAUAAAAAUAAAAAUGUUCAUAAUAUUACAAGAGACGCUUAUCCAGUUAUUAAACCUAGAAUAAAAUCAGUGAAUUUAUCACAUUAUUCAUUGGCUUUGGUCCAUUCAGUAGAUAUAGAAAACCAAGUCAUCAAUCUAUAUCUCCCAAAAAUCAAUGAGGAUAAGGUGAGAGCUAAGACUAAGGAGAUAAAAAACUCUGUGAAUGAAAAUGAGGAUGAAUGGAAAUAUUCGUGGGUAAUUAUUAGAGGAAAAUCGGAUACUCCUUUUUGUGAAUUAUACCCUAAAGAAUUGAUAGGAAUGUUUAAUAAAUAUGAAACAGUCCCUUAUAUAUCCACAACUCGGAGGAAGAAAUACGAACAUGUUUGGAAGGUUCGUAAAAAUGUUCAAAGGAGAGGUCAAAGUAUGAAAUAA